AUGUCCCCGACCAACGAAACAUCGCCAGAGGAAGAAGACGCUCCUGUUGAAGUUAAGGAAUAUAAAUACAUCACAUGGACCAAAGAAAUAAGCUCGAAGAAGAGGUUCAAGACCAAGUACGCAAAAGAGUGUGACGAGCUAAAAGCUCUCAUUAUAAGACUAUGGCCUAAAGUUCGUGGCUAUCAUCCUGAAGUUAUCGUCCGCCACAAAGACGGACCAAAUUAUCUCGUCGACGUAGCUGAUGCGGAUGACAAAGACUCGGAGGAUAAGAUUACGCUAUUACCGCAAGGCGAGCUCCCUUCGAAACCGAAGCUUAGAGUUGCAAUCCUGGACUUGAUUGAGGAACUAAAGUCCCUGGACGAAGAUAAGAGCUGGAAUGCAGUUGAUUUGGAGAACGUCGACGCCGUUGAGGCAGAAACUGGAAUUCUCAAGGAGCGUUUGCAGGCCACAUGUCCGGAACGCUGGGAGCUGCGGGGAAAACCGAAGGGAAAACCACCAGUAUGGCAUUCGAUAAUCGAAAAAACGAAGGAUGGUCGACACUGGGAACGCAUCGGUUCGAAAGACUUUGACUCGGAGCUCAAGAUGGCUCUAUGGAUGAGGAGGCAAGUGAGAAGAGCGCUACUUGCUACCCAGGAUACAGCGAAUAACGAUCAGCCAAAGAGGGAGUCGGUGAAGAAGGACUCGCCAAAGAAGGAUCCGGCGAAGAAGCCACAGAGAAACGGUUACUGGGUGAGGAACCAAAAAAAGUGA
This is a messenger RNA of Alternaria metachromatica, 750 nucleotides long. RefSeq lists its product as uncharacterized. The record is from RefSeq and is a predicted model, not a curated record. Lineage: Eukaryota; Fungi; Ascomycota; Dothideomycetes; Pleosporales; Pleosporaceae. The coding region runs from base 1 to 750 and encodes 249 amino acids. The transcript has 2 exons.